Oncorhynchus mykiss (rainbow trout) is the source of this 4983-nucleotide messenger RNA. The record is from RefSeq and is a predicted model, not a curated record. Lineage: Eukaryota; Metazoa; Chordata; Actinopteri; Salmoniformes; Salmonidae.
GGGAUUGUUUCUAUCUGAUCGUAGUGGAAAAUGUGACCACUGAAUGAGGGGAUUCAAUUAUCUGGCCCGGUGGGAGGAGUUUGUUUAGGUGUGCGUUCGUUUGCCCCCGACCUCAGUGAUUCAAAGCCCACGGCUCCAAAGAAAAGUGACAUAGCCCAGGCUAGAUCAAACACGUGGGGUAAAGAGUAGGAUUCGGUAUUUUCACAUGCAGAAGUGAUUUAUUUUUAUAAAAACGCUUUAUCUGCAUUCCCAUCCCAGGGUAGCCUAGUGGUUAGAGCAUUCGACUAGUAAACGGAAGGUUGCAAGUUCCAACCCCCGAGCUGACAAGGUACAAAUCUGUCGUUCUGCCCCUGAACAGGCAGUUAACCCACUGUUCCUAGGCCGUCAUUGAAAAUAAGAAUUUGUUCUUAACUGACUUGCCUAGUUAAAUAAAUGUAAAAUAAAUUUUAAAAACUAGUUAGAAAAUUCUAACAUAUAUUUUAUAGACAGGAUAUGUAAAUGUAUAGACCUUGCUGCCUUGUUGGCAACCUUGCAGAAUAUUGUAAGGUUUGAGAAGGGCGCUCCUUCGCCGCUUUUGCUCGUUACGUCACGGGCCAUUGACAGGUGCACCGCGGCUCAGGUUAAUAGAACUCCCUCAUUUUCAUAAACGUCACUUGUUGUUAUCGUUCCACGCAUAUUGACCAAUCGCAAAGCAGCAGUCCGGUCUUUCGAAGGACCCGAUGAGGUCGUGGCUAGUUUUAAACUGUUGAGGCUCGGGAGUCGAUCGACCCCAACAGCGGGGACACUCUGCCUGCUCCAGCCGAAGUAUGGUUCACAUGAUGGGGCUGCUUUCAGUGAGUGUUGUGCCCCUGCGGAACGGGGUGCAGGCUUGGGGCAGAGGCUGCGCCACCAUCCACGCAGCUUUUCGCUACAGUAACUUUAGCUCAUUAUCGAAGUGUUCUGCAUUAAAACGAAUCAAUCCCAUGGGAUUAAAUCAAUGCACUUUCACAUUGGCUCGAUUGCUCAGUUCCAAACCCCCACGAGGAUUUGAGAAGUUCUUCCCAAAGAGUGAGGACACUCCUGGAGUGAACAAGUCAUCUGAAGAGACCGGAGAUGAGAAGACCAAAGAGACAGAAUCUCAGGGCGGAGGAGAAGAGGGACAAAAUGAAAGUGGUGAGAGAGAGAGGAGGAGAGGCGGAAGGAAGGAUGAAUCAGACUGGUGGACACGCUUCCAGAAUGAUUUCCCCUGGGAUGAGAAGACCACGCGCAAUGUCGCGAUCGGAUUCGCCGGCAUGGCCUCUGCGUUCCUGUAUUUCUACUUCCGAGAGACUGGGAAGGAAGUCUCCUGGAAGGACUUUAUAAAUAACUACCUGGCUAGAGGACUGGUGGACCGUCUGGAGGUAGUCAACAAACAGUAUGUCAGAGUCAUCCCAGUGCAUGGAGUCAACACAUCAGAGGUGAGCUACCUGUGGUUCAACAUCGGCAGCGUGGAGACGUUUGAACGCAACCUGGAGCUGGCCCAGCAGGAGAUGGGCCUGGACUCUACACACAGAGUACCGGUGAUCUAUGGAAGCGAGAGCGACGGUACUUUCCUGAUGAGCAUUCUUCCAACCCUCUUGCUGGUUGGCUUCCUGCUCUUCACCAUGCGCCAGGGACCAAUGGCAGGAGGCCGUGGCGGGGGGCGGGGCAACCCCUUCAGCAUGGGGGAAUCCAAGGCCAAGGUCAUGAAGGACAACAUUGAUGUGAGAUUUAAGGAUGUGGCGGGCUGUGAAGAGGCCAAGCUGGAGAUCCUAGAGUUUGUCAACUUCCUGAAGAACCCCCGGCAGUACCAGGACCUGGGGGCCAAGAUUCCCAAGGGUGCAGUGUUGUCGGGUCCCCCCGGCACAGGGAAGACCCUGCUAGCCAAGGCCACAGCCGGAGAGGCCAAUGUCCCCUUCAUCACCGUCAACGGCUCUGAGUUCCAGGAGAUGUUUGUUGGCGUGGGUCCAGCCAGGGUGAGGGAUAUGUUUGCCAUGGCCCGUAAGAACGCUCCCUGCAUCCUGUUCAUCGAUGAGAUAGAUGCCGUGGGCAGGAAGAGAGGCAGAGGGAACUUUGGGGGACAGAGUGAGCAGGAGAACACACUCAACCAGCUGCUAGUGGAGAUGGAUGGGUUCAACACCAGCACUAACGUGGUCGUCUUGGCUGGAACCAACCGACCAGACAUCCUGGACCCAGCACUGAUGAGACCUGGGCGCUUCGACAGACAGAUUUACAUAGGUCCACCAGACAUAAAAGGCAGAGCAUCCAUCUUUCAGGUCCAUCUGAGGCCUCUGAAGCUGGACUCCAGUAUAGACUCUGAAGCUUUGGCCAGGAAACUAGCUGCCCUCACACCUGGCUUCACUGGAGCUGAUAUUGCCAACGUGUGUAAUGAGGCGGCCCUGAUAGCAGCACGCUACCUUAACGAGUCUAUCAUCGUCAAGCACUUUGAGCAGGCCAUCGAGAGGGUCAUCGGAGGUCUGGAGAAGAAGACCCAGGUACUACAGCCAUUAGAGAAGACCACUGUAGCAUACCACGAGGCUGGCCAUGCUGUGGUGGGCUGGUACCUGGAACAUGCUGACCCUCUGCUCAAGGUGUCAAUCAUCCCCCGGGGGAAGGGUUUGGGGUAUGCUCAGUACCUCCCUAAGGAGCAGUACCUCUUCACGCGGGAGCAGCUGUUUGACAGGAUGUGUAUGAUGCUGGGGGGACGUGUGGCAGAGCAGGUCUUUUUUGGGAAGAUCACCACAGGGGCACAGGAUGACCUCCGGAAGGUCACGCAGUCUGCCUACGCACAGGUGGUUCAGUUUGGGAUGAGUGAGGUGGUGGGCCAGGUGUCUUUUGAGCUCCCCAGGCAGGGAGAGAUGUUGAUGGAGAAGCCUUACAGCGAGCCCACGGCCCAGCUCAUAGACCAGGAGGUCCGCUCACUCAUAGACGCUGCCUUCCAACGCACACACCAGCUCAUCACUGAGAAGAGAGAUGUGGUGGAGAAGGUGGGGAGGCGUCUCCUGGAGAAGGAGGUUCUGGACAGGGCUGAUAUGCUGGAGUUGCUGGGUCCUCGCCCCUACAAGGAGAAGUCUACGUAUGAGGAGUUUGUGGAGGGGACGGGGCCCAUGAAGGAGGACACCUCCCUUCCAGAGGGCCUCAAGAACUGGAACAAGGACCGGGGGACGGAAGAGCCUCCCCAGGAGCAGCAACGCAAGCAGGCUCUUUACCUGUAGACAGACACCACGUCUGACCUGGCCCCCACCCAACCAGGCCACUGGAGGAACAUGUUGAGACUUAAUUUGGUGAGGGGAGGGCACUUGACAUGACCCAGACAGACUGAUAUCAAGAGAGGGUGUCAGGUUUAAGAAGGCACCCCUGCACCGUGUCCCUGAUGGCUACAGAUUGAGGGUUGUGGGGUGCAGCAGGGGAUCUGCUCCAACAGCCUAGAUUGUGCCAAUUCUCAUGUAGACUUUUUUUAAAAUCUGUUUGGGAAUGCAAAAAGGUGUUCCUGCAUUUUGGUUUUGCAGGGCAUGAGAUUCAUCAAUCUGUGAAGGAUAUCCACUCCUCCACCAUGCUGUUCAUUUCCUUCCCUGGAGAUUCCCUGCUGCACUAUGUUCCUCCUUUGUCCUGACCACAGUGCAUUCCAGGGCUGGUGUGGUCAUUCUAAGGCCCUAGAGACCAUGGUCGUCACAGGGAACAUAUAUUGUUUUAAUAGUUGUGUAGUAUUCAUUAUUUUACCUUUUUCAUUGUGUGUUGGAUGAGUUUGUCUGACAUGCAACAUUUUUAUGAAUAUAUGAUCAUGUACAUCAGGGAUGGGUGACUGUCGGUGGCCAUUUUGAAAGCCCUUGGAUAAAUCCCCCCCCAACUUACUGUUGUGAGUUAAAAUACACAAGGUGCAAUUUCUACAUUUGGUUGCACAUCCGUUUUUCUGUUAUGUUAGUCAAUUAGCAAUUUUAUUGAUGUAUUUUUAUGAUAUAGGAAUGCAGAUCUGUGAGCAACUGCGGCCCCUCAUGAUGAGUUCAGUUUUUUGUGGACCCCACCCCCAUCAAUACUACCCAUCCCUGAUGUACAUCUCAUUUGAAGUGAGAUGUUUUCUUUUAGAUUUCAUAUUGGAACAUGAAGGGCUAUGUGAGUGUGUGUGUUGCACCAUUGUAAUAAUUUGGUUGGUGCUAAUUUGUCCUCUUUCACACAUGUACAAGUGUAUAUUAAUACCGUGUGUGAUUUGGACAGCCAGGGUCUGCCAUUAUCAACGGCGACCCUGGAGGUAAGUGCCUUGCUCAAGGGCACAUUGACAGAUUUGGUUUUCACCUUGUUGGCUCUGGGUUCUAGCAACCUUUAACUAGCAACCUUUUAAGUUACUGUCCCAACGCUCUAUCCGCUAGGCUACCUGCCGAGCUACGUAUAAUCCUCAACGUUUUUGCUACCUUCUGACCUUAUUGAAUUUCAGCGACGUGUUCAUGUUCCCAUGUCUCUCUUCAGUCAUUGACACUUGUUAACUAAACAGCCAUGUGAUUGCAGAGGGUUUUCAGAAAGCUCAGCAGAAAUCCAGUCCAUGCAGAGCAGACUGUAACACUGGGACAGUAUGACAUUUACAUUGUAUUUUAUCCUCUUUCUGGUUGAGGUUCAAACUGUUAGUAGGCCUAAUUGAAGAAAAACACGUCUUCUGAAUGUCACUUCAGUCUUUUGCAAAAAACAACCGCCACUCCUCUACCUGCCCACUUUUCCCCACAGGAAAACAGCUUCUGACAAGUUUUAUUUCUGAGUACAACUAGUGUACACUACCUCACCUCUUAUGCUCUCUGUGUUGCUAUAAGUCAACUGACAACAGAUGAACUUCACACGUCUUUUGUGAAGUAUUGAGAUACAUACACUACUGUUCAAACAUUUGGGAUCACUUAGAAAUGUCCUUGUUUUUGAAAGAAAAUAACAUUUUUGUCCAUUUAAAUUAACAUAAAAUUGAUCAGAAAUACAGUGUAGACAUUGUUAAUGUUGUAAAUUACUAUU